Peromyscus eremicus (cactus mouse) is the source of this 2878-nucleotide messenger RNA. RefSeq names its product mitogen-activated protein kinase 10 (gene Mapk10). The record is from RefSeq and is a predicted model, not a curated record. Gene Ontology annotation, cellular component: nucleus; cytoplasm. Gene Ontology annotation, molecular function: ATP binding; JUN kinase activity. Gene Ontology annotation, biological process: JNK cascade; protein phosphorylation. NCBI's taxonomy places the organism in Eukaryota, Metazoa, Chordata, Mammalia, Rodentia, Cricetidae. Bases 789 to 2069 code for a protein of 426 amino acids. The transcript has 15 exons.
CCCAUUCCCCAAGCCCUCUGUCCGUCUCCUCUGGUAGGCUCCACAAUGGUACAGGCAGCCUCCCGCUGCACAAUGGUUUCCAGGCAGUGAGAGAGGGUGAUUCAGCAAGCCACUCUUCUCUUCCAACCGCCCGUCUCUUUUUAUUUUUAUGGGAGUGGGUGGUGCUUCAUAUAUUAUAUGCUUACCUUUUUUUUCUAUUUUCGUUUUUACAAAUUUCCUUUCUCUUCCUCACUCCUCAAUUCCCAGGGGCUUGAGUGAGCUAAAGAUUGGGUCUUCUUGGAAAUCACCUGUCUGUUAUUAUUUUUAAACAAUCUCCACACCUCCAAAGACUCUCCUCCUUAUUCCGGCUUGGAAUGUGGCUAAUGAAAACCCAGUAGGGAGGAUUUCUGAGGCAAGCAUCCGGACCAAGAUCCUAGUUCUCAGGCACGGAAUGGCUAGUGUGAGAACACCACCGGCAGGACCCUCCCAGAUCUUGGUUAUGGCAACUCACGCAAGAAGCUGUUGAAUUAGACCCCUUUCCUAUAGAUGAGAAACCACACAAGCAGUGGAAAUCUGAAAAGAAGAGUCAGUUUCACCAAGGAAGAUAUGAGAGCAGGAGGUUUGUGACUGGACUAGAGGAAACUGGAAUUUGAGCUGAAAAGGUAUUUAUGAGCCUCCAUUUCUUGUACUACUGCAGUGAACCAACCUUGGAUGUGAAAAUCGCCUUUUGCCAGGUGUGUGUUCCUCACAGGUAAAACAAGGGAUUCGAUAAACACGUGGAUGUGUCAUAUAUUGCCAAACAUUACAACAUGAGCAAAAGCAAAGUAGACAACCAGUUCUACAGUGUGGAAGUAGGAGAUUCGACCUUCACCGUUCUCAAGCGCUACCAGAACCUGAAGCCAAUUGGCUCUGGGGCUCAGGGAAUAGUUUGUGCUGCAUACGAUGCUGUCCUCGACAGAAAUGUGGCUAUUAAGAAGCUCAGCCGACCCUUCCAGAACCAAACUCACGCCAAGAGGGCUUACCGGGAGCUGGUCCUCAUGAAGUGUGUGAACCAUAAAAAUAUUAUUAGCUUAUUAAAUGUUUUCACACCUCAGAAGACGCUGGAGGAGUUCCAAGACGUUUACCUAGUGAUGGAGCUGAUGGAUGCCAACUUGUGUCAGGUGAUUCAAAUGGAGUUGGACCACGAGCGGAUGUCUUAUUUGCUGUACCAGAUGUUGUGUGGCAUCAAGCAUCUCCACUCUGCUGGAAUUAUCCACAGGGACUUAAAACCCAGUAACAUUGUGGUCAAGUCUGAUUGCACUCUGAAAAUUCUUGACUUCGGACUGGCCAGGACAGCAGGCACAAGCUUUAUGAUGACUCCGUAUGUGGUGACACGAUAUUACAGAGCCCCUGAGGUCAUCCUGGGAAUGGGCUACAAGGAGAACGUGGAUAUAUGGUCUGUGGGAUGCAUCAUGGGAGAAAUGGUUCGCCACAAAAUCCUCUUUCCCGGAAGGGACUAUAUUGACCAGUGGAACAAAGUCAUCGAGCAGCUAGGAACUCCGUGUCCAGAAUUCAUGAAGAAAUUGCAGCCUACAGUCAGAAACUAUGUUGAGAACCGGCCCAAGUAUGCUGGACUCACCUUCCCCAAGCUGUUUCCAGAUUCCCUUUUCCCAGCGGACUCUGAGCACAAUAAACUCAAAGCCAGCCAAGCCAGGGAUUUAUUGUCAAAGAUGUUAGUGAUCGACCCGGCUAAGAGGAUAUCGGUGGAUGACGCCUUACAGCAUCCCUACAUCAACGUUUGGUAUGACCCAGCUGAGGUGGAGGCGCCUCCUCCUCAGAUAUAUGAUAAACAGCUGGAUGAGAGGGAGCACACCAUUGAAGAAUGGAAAGAACUUAUCUACAAGGAAGUAAUGAACUCAGAAGAAAAGACUAAAAAUGGCGUAGUGAAAGGACAGCCCUCUCCUUCAGGUGCAGCAGUGAACAGCAGUGAGAGUCUCCCUCCAUCCUCGUCUGUCAACGACAUCUCCUCCAUGUCCACCGACCAGACCCUUGCAUCCGACACUGACAGCAGCCUGGAAGCCUCGGCCGGACCCCUGGGUUGUUGCAGGUGACUAGCCGCCUGCCUGCGAAACCCAGCGUUCUUCAGGAGAUGAUGUGGUAGAACACAGCACACAUGCACAUUGCGCGCACACACACACACACACACACACAUACACACACACACAGUUUGCACACACAUAUGCAUACACAAAGACACUCUCACACAUGCACAAAAACAUAUACGCGAUGUCAAGAAAAUAGCAAGAGAGAGAUCCAACCUAAAAUUAAGAUAAAUCUUUCUGCCUGCUUCUCCAAAGUUCUGUAUUACAGCUAAGCUGAAAUGUAUACUUCUAGUUGCUCUUGCUUUGGUCUCCUUCAACAGUGCUUACUACACAAAAUAAAUCAGACACAAUUAGAGAAGCCUUUUCCCCAAAGUGUAUUUUAAAUGGCUGUGAAACCAGCAACCCGUUAGUGCCCUUCAAAUGGCAUGACAAGGUGUGCAGUGGCCCCAUCCAGCAUGUGUGUGUCUCUAUCUUGCAUCUACCUGCUCCUCUUGGCCUAGUCAGAUGGAUGUAGAUACAGAUCCGCAUGUGUCUGUAUUCACACAGCACUACUUAGAGAUGCUCCUGUCAGUGUCCUCAGGGCUCUACCAAGACACCAUGCACUGGGGUACCACAUGGUCCAUUUCAUGUGAUCUAUUACUCUGACAUAAAUCCAUCUGUAAUAUAUUGCCAGUAUAUAAGCUGUUUAGUUUGUUAAUUGAUUAAGCUGUAUGUCUGAUAAGAAAAUAUGUAAAGGGGAAAUAUGGGGGAGUGAACUCUCAGACCCUUGAAGAUGUAGCUUCCAAAUCUGAACCGAUUAAAUGGCACCUGUAUACCAA